ACUUAUUCCAGAGGCUGAUCAGACCCCUUCUUUUGGGGUCUCACUCUAUUUAUUUUCACCCUCACUCACCUCUCUCUCUUACAAACAAGAACAGAACAGCAAACCAAGAACAGGAGAAUCAAAGAUUAAAACACACAGCUUUUUUCUUCUUCCAAUCAGUUUCCUGAACAGAUCAACAACAAAAAGUAGAACUUUUGAAGAGCCGAUCGAGUUUGUUCAGAAUGAAGCGUUUAGAAGAUUGCAAGCCAUUGAUGGCGAUGGUUGCCAUAGAUUUGGCUUUCGCCAUUGUGAAUAUUCUGCUCGAGGCAGUUCUUGAUCAUGGAAUGAACCAUUUGGUUCUCAUCACUUAUCGUCUCUCAGUCGCUUCCAUUUCCUUAGCUCCAAUUGCUUACUUUUGCGAGAAAGAUGGCAGAGCCAAUAUCUCUGUUCGUAUCCUCUGUUACUUGUUCUUCAGCGCCAUUGUUGGGGCUUCACUCACCCAAUACUGCUUUCUUCUGGGUAUCCAACAUACCUCUGCCACUUUUGCUUGUGCGUUUGUUAACUUAGUCCCUGUGGUUACUUUUCUCCUCGCUCUCCCAUUUGGGUUAGAGACAGUGAAGUUGAAAUGCAGCAGUGGGAGAGCGAAGAUAAUCGGCACGGUGGUGUGUAUCUCCGGUGCGGUGUUGUUGACGGUGUACAAAGGUCCAGCAUUGCUGAACGAUUCAUACUCCAUUGCCGCCAUCGCCGCCUCACACGGCGGCGAUGUAAAGCUGAAGAAGACAAGGGAGAGCUGGACAGUAGGCUGCAUAGCGUUGGUCGCCGGAACUCUGCUCUGGUCUUCGUGGUUUCUGUUACAAUCGAACAUCGGGAAGAGAUAUCCGUAUCAGUAUUCAAGCACCGCCAUCAUGUCCGGCUUCGGCGCCAUCCAAUCCGCCGUGUUGAGCCUCUCCACCGGCGCGAAGUCCUCCGCUUGGGCGCUCACCGGAAAGAUUCAGAUUCUCACUGUUCUGUACACAGGAAUGAUCGGAUCGGGCAUGUGUUUCGUGGGAAUGUCAUGGUGUGUGAAGAAGAGAGGACCAGUGUUCACGGCGGCGUUCAGCCCAUUAGUUCAAAUAAUGUCGGCCAUGUUCGACAUCCCCAUAAUGCACCGACCACUCUAUCUCGGAAGCUUGUUGGGUUCGGUGAGUGUGAUAAUUGGACUCUACAUUCUACUAUGGGGGAAGAACAAAGAGAUGGAGACCUCCACUUCAAAAGUAGUGGUAGUGGAGGGAAUUACAACGACAACAAACACUACUCAAGGCUACUCAAGAUCAUAUGAUUAAGAACUUACAAGAUCAACCAUAAGAAGAUGAAAUCAUGAUAUGGGAUUGUGUAAUUUGACCUUUUUUUUCGACGGAGAGGUGAAAAAAAAAACAUCGAGAAGGAAAUUAGGCUUUAGUUUUAAAAGUUCCUAUCGUUGAUCGAAAUCAAACAUUAUAAUAUAUUAUCUACCCGUCAAAUUAUGAAUAUAACACUAUAAAUAUAGAGAAGUUAAUUAACAUAUUGUGUU
Molecule: messenger RNA, 1528 nt
Organism: Cucurbita moschata (crookneck pumpkin)
Lineage: Eukaryota; Viridiplantae; Streptophyta; Magnoliopsida; Cucurbitales; Cucurbitaceae
Product: WAT1-related protein At3g30340-like
Exons: 6
Coding region: 222-1301 (359 amino acids)
Cellular component (GO): plasma membrane
Molecular function (GO): transmembrane transporter activity
Source: RefSeq, a predicted model, not a curated record